This is a messenger RNA of Dufourea novaeangliae, 1575 nucleotides long. Its product is annotated as histidine-rich glycoprotein-like. Bases 1 to 1575 code for a protein of 524 amino acids. The transcript has 2 exons. NCBI's taxonomy places the organism in Eukaryota, Metazoa, Arthropoda, Insecta, Hymenoptera, Halictidae. The record is from RefSeq and is a predicted model, not a curated record.
AUGGCGAGAAAUUUGUGGCUCUGCCUCGGCCUCGCCGUGGUUUGUACAUGCCUCUCCUUAGCUGGAGCUGGGGAGGUGAGGAACAAGAGGGACCUCAUGAUGGCAGCCAGCCAUCACGGUCAUCAUCAUGAGGAUGGUGGCGGCCACGACCAUCACGGUCAUCAUCACGAGGAACACGGUGAAAAGGGAGACAAAGGUUACAACAGCCAUCAUCAUCACGACCAUGGCGAUCACGGUCACCACGGCAAGGAUCAUGAAAGUGGACACCACGACGAACAUGGCGGACACAAAAAGGGUCACCACGACGAGCACGAGGAACACGGCAGCCACCAUGAACACGAGGAUGGACACAAGGGCUCGAAGUUCGGCCACAAAAAGGGCCACAAGAAGGGCGAGAAGACACACGGUUAUCAUCACAAGGCUCACAAGGAUGAGUACCAUAAGGAGCACAAGUUCUACGACGACUACCAUAAAGGUGGACACCACGAGAAGCAUGGUAAUCAUCAUGGACACCAUGAGAGCAAGGACGGACAUCACAAGAAGGGUGGCCACCACGAAUCUGGACAUCACGAUGACCAUCAUGGCAAGAAGGGACAUUUCGAUAAGGGACACUUCGAUGAGGAUCACAAAGGUUUCCAUGGUAAACAUGGUUACGAUGAGCAUCACUCGAAUCACGAGGAUUAUGGCAAUAAGAAUGAACAUCAUGGAGGAAAGUCACAUGGAUACUCUAGCGGUGGUGGCAAUGGUGGUGGCGGCGGCGGUCAUGGAGGCGGACAUGGUGGCGGACAUCGUCGUCGUAGGAACCAGGCCAGCGGAAAAUUAAAGAAAACCGAUAUGUUUGCCGUACGUGGAGUUCUCCCGGUGAUGAUGCUUCUGGCGAUUUUGGCGCCCGAUGUAUUCGCCGCGAUCAUAAAUUACGAGGAUAUGGAGACGGCGGCCACUUCUCAUUCCACUCAUUACGAGAAGGGCGACGGUGGCGAUAGCCAUGCCGGUCACAAGGGUAGUCACGGUGAUCGUGGCGAUCGUGGCUACAAGAACGAGCACGGAGAGGAGGAAUAUAACAGGGGCCACCAUGACAAAGACAAUCACGCUGGCCACUACAGCGAAGACGGUGGUGACAGUCGUAACUAUCAUCGGGAUGACGAUUACUACGACGAGCAUCAUCGGGGCGACGGUGGCAACAAGGGUGAAAGUUUCCAUGAAGAUGGUCGUUAUGGACAAGGACACAACACCCAUGGCCGCCACGAGGUGAAGAAACUCGACGAGUCUGAGAAACAUACGGAUUUCAACGACGAGGAUUACGAUUCUGGUUUCGACGAGCAAUAUGGCGGACAUCAUUCCGAUUACAAUCGCGAAAGCGGCGGUCACCACAAGAACGGUCACGUGGACCACGAUAAUCACAACAGCAACUACGGAAAAAGUGGUCAUUAUGAGAAAGGUAGUCAUCAUAAUGAUAAUAGGGGACAUAACGAUGACGGUGGUCACGAUGAUCAUUAUCGUAACGAGCACCGACAUGGAGAUAAAGGUGAUCACGCUGACAGAAAGAGUUGGGCCUUCAAAUCGGGCGGUCAUUAA